UGAAUUUUGAGAAUAUUCGGUCAGGUCAAAUACCCACAAAGUCUAGCCUUGAAUUCGAACACAUACUUGGACAGCGAUAGUAAACAUGGCCGAUUCGACGACCGCACUGGGAGGCAUCUCAGAUCCCGCCCUCAUUAAGCUUGUCAACCGGCUUCAGGAUGUCUUUACCACGGUUGGUGUCAACAAUCCGAUCGAUCUACCGCAAAUCGUUGUCGUUGGAAGUCAGUCUAGCGGCAAGAGUUCCGUACUAGAGAACAUUGUCGGUCGAGAUUUCUUACCUCGAGGAUCCGGUAUCGUAACAAGACGACCCCUCAUUCUACAACUUAUCAACCGACCUGCGACGGCUCAAACGAACGGGAAUAGUGAUGGAAUCGACAACACCACCGACAAGGCGGCUAACGCAGACGAGUGGGGAGAGUUCUUACAUAUCCCGGGCCAGAAGUUCUACGAUUUUAACAAGAUUCGGGAUGAAAUCAGCAGGGAGACGGAGGCCAAGGUCGGCCGCAAUGCAGGCAUCUCUCCUGCACCCAUCAACCUACGAGUUUACUCUCCCAAUGUCUUGACGUUGACGCUAGUCGAUUUGCCUGGUCUAACGAAAGUGCCUGUGGGUGAUCAGCCGAGGGAUAUCGAACGGCAAAUCAAAGACAUGGUCCUUAAAUAUAUCCAAAAGUCGAAUGCUAUCAUCUUGGCUGUCACCUCUGCCAACAUCGACUUAGCUAAUUCGGAUGGUCUAAAGCUUGCUAGAGAAGUAGAUGUCGAAGGACAGAGAACCAUCGGUGUUUUGACCAAGGUGGAUUUGAUGGACGAAGGCACAGAUGUGGUGGACAUUCUAGCUGGGCGCAUUAUUCCCCUUCGACUUGGAUACGUACCUGUUGUCAACAGAGGACAACGGGAUAUCGACAACAAGAAGCCUAUCUCUGCAUCGCUCGAAUCGGAGAAGAACUACUUCGAGAACCACAAGGCUUACCGGAACAAGAGCUCGUAUUGUGGUACUCCAUAUCUAGCGAGAAAGCUGAAUCUGAUUUUGAUGAUGCACAUCAAACAAACUCUACCUGAUAUCAAAGCUAGAAUUUCUAGUUCGCUGCAAAAGUACUCGGCCGAGCUCGAGAGUCUAGGUCCGUCAAUGUUGGGUAACAGCGCAAACAUCAUCUUGAACAUAAUCACCGAGUUUACGAACGAGUGGCGAACCGUUCUGGAAGGAAACAACGGCGAAUUAUCCAGCACGGAGCUGUCUGGUGGUGCCCGAAUUAGCUUCGUGUUCCACGAGUUGUAUUCGAAUGGUGUCAAAGCAGUGGAUCCCUUCGAUGUUGUCAAGGACGUUGACAUUCGAACGAUAUUGUACAACUCGUCUGGUUCCUCUCCUGCACUUUUCGUCGGGACAACCGCAUUCGAAGUCAUCGUCAAGCAACAGAUCAAGCGAUUAGAGGAGCCUAGUCUCAAGUGUGUCUCUCUCGUUUAUGACGAGUUAGUACGCAUAUUGACCCACCUUCUCACCAAAGCACUAUACAGGAGAUACCCGCAACUAAAGGAGAAAUUCCACAACGUAGUCAUCACUUUCUUCAAGAAGUCCAUGGAACCUACCAACAAGCUUGUCAGGGAUCUUGUCUCCAUGGAAUCUUGCUAUAUCAACACGGCUCAUCCCGACUUCCUUAAUGGGCAUCGAGCAAUGGCCAUAGUAAAUGAGCGAUACAACGGAGCGAAGCCGGUCCAAGUUGAUCCGAAGACCGGCAAACCCUUACCAGCAUCGGCUACAACUCCAGCUCGUGCUGCUAGUCCCUCUUUGGAUGGCAAUCUAGACAAUAACACGGGCUUUUUCGGAAGUUUCUUCGCUGCCAAGAACAAAAAGAAGGCUGCUGCCAUGGAGGCUCCUCCUCCGACGCUUAAGGCUUCCGGAACUCUCUCCGAAAGAGAGAAUAUUGAAGUCGAAGUUAUCAAGCUAUUGAUUGCUUCGUACUUCAACAUCGUUAAGAGAACCAUGAUCGACAUGGUCCCUAAGGCUAUCAUGCUGAACCUUGUCCAAUUCACAAAGGAUGAGAUGCAACGAGAACUACUAGAGAACAUGUACCGGAACGAGACUCUGGAUGAUCUAUUGAAGGAGAGCGACUACACUAUCCGCCGGCGAAAGGAAUGCCAGCAAAUGGUUGAGUCGCUUGGUAAGGCCAGCGAGAUUGUCAGCCAAGUUCAGUAAUGGAUGGAAUCAGUAUCAACCCUUGGGAAUCAGAUCUAUUUGAUCAGAUAGGCGAGGUGGUUACGGCGCCGAGCGUUGAGAAAGCACGCCGAGCCACCACCAUUGAGUGUAAUGCUUUGUUGGCAGUAAGAAUUGGGUCUUGUUGAGUACGCC
Messenger RNA from Annulohypoxylon maeteangense, 2341 nucleotides. RefSeq names its product vacuolar sorting protein 1. Gene Ontology annotation, biological process: peroxisome organization. The coding region runs from base 86 to 2188 and encodes 700 amino acids. The record is from RefSeq and is a predicted model, not a curated record. Gene Ontology annotation, cellular component: membrane; microtubule; peroxisome. Gene Ontology annotation, molecular function: GTP binding; GTPase activity; microtubule binding. Lineage: Eukaryota; Fungi; Ascomycota; Sordariomycetes; Xylariales; Hypoxylaceae. The transcript is spliced from 5 exons.